AUUCAUUCGUUGCCGGCUACCUGUAGAGAGUUACUUGUUGAAUACGACUGAUGGACACUUUGAAAUCUUAGGUAAGCUAUUUAGGUAGGUAACUUACUAUCCAGAUAUUGUGCCUACCUUACCGUCCGCACGCGGAAAAACAGCGCUAUCUGUGUCUAUCUUACCUAAGCCAGGUCACGUGAUGUAGAUGAUUUUGAGGUCAUCGCGACAUAUCAAUUGCUUUGCCAAAGUGCUCAGAGCGGCAGAUGAGAAUGGUAAUGCACAAUGGCUGGGCAGAUCUUGACCCAUACCUGCACCAUAUGCGUGACAAAUGGAUCAAGGUGAGCUAGUCGACCACUGAAUACCUGUCAAUCCUGCCGUAACAUCUUCCAUCCUCAUUCGUGCCUCGUUCGAAGCCGCCGUUUUUCGUGAGGGCAUCCCCUUUUCUAUAUCGAGAUAUCUCACACCAUCUAUAUUGUGAUAUUGACUGCUUGCCUUGUAGCUCGGUUCAUUCGCUAGCCCGAGUGAUCACUGUGGCCACGUACCUUGGGGAGAUGCUCACAACCUGGAAAGUUUCUCUUUUCAAGUACCCUAUUAUUCUGAUAUACUCUGAGAGUCGGGAGUCGCUCAAAAGCUUCAUACAGUAGACCGAUACACCGCUUCUUAUUCACGGUCUUUCGAUAUUGAAUAUACGAGGAGGCGAGAUCAGGCUGCAGGUUACCGCCGCCAAGUCUGGCAAUGAGCCAAUAGCUUCGGAUAGCGAAUACGACUAUCCCAGCGCCUUGCUCCAGAAUCAUCGAGGGAGCACAAAUUGACCUCUAUACGAAUGCGAGGCUGACGAUAUCCAGUCCGAGGAACAAAAUGUGGACGGCGGUGGUGUGGCUGAGUUCCCGCGCAGACAGUCAACACCGCGGAAAUGAGUUGACAAUCAAUUAUAGUGUUGGCUCGCUAUGCCAAGAUACAACACCGUCUUGACCGAUAGGCCCGCGACUCAUACUAUCAGUCGGGUGCUGUAAAAGCAUACACAUACAGACAUUGAAAUGGCAAUGCUCUCAUACAUAUAUAAAUAGUGAAGAACUUCAGUAGAAUUCUUUUAACCCCGGACGCCUCUCAAUAGCUGCUUUACUACUACAUUCACUUCAACACCUCCAACAUGAUCAACAACAGGAAACUCAUUGCGGCUCUUCUGGCCAAUGUGCUACAAUCUCGCCCUGUAUUGGGCCAAUUUGCUUCUCCGUCACCCAUAGAAGACACCGGCGUCGUUCUCGAAAGUCAGAACGUCUCUGCCCAGUCUUUCAUAGGACUUCCAGCUCAAGGACAGCCUCUUCCGAGAAAAACUCGCUACACCCCUGACGUGGUCGGCUUCCACCAGGACGGCGGUAACACCAGGACGAACGACUGGGAUGGUCCCCUCGGCGCGUCCCCCAACGUCUCCAGCCGGUCCAUCGCCAUCUCAGCGCAGUACUGGCACAGCGACAAUCGACUCACGGCGCGCUCCGUCUGCACGGAUGCCGCGGAGCCGUACUUCUGCAUCGCGGCCUUUGACCCGGAUACCAUGAACAUGCUCGGAUCCUGGGCCCCUGAGGGACAGACGCUACUCUCCCCAUACGCCACCGUCGCUGGAGACUCGGUCUUUCUGCCUACGAUGGAAAGGCACGUCUUCGAAGUCGAGAGAGUCGACAAUGCGAACGGUACCACGUUCAUCCCUCUUCGAGACAUCGACCUCACUUCAACUUUGCCUCAGAACCACGGGGUCGUGAGCAGUUACAUCGACGAAGAUCAGAACGUGUGGUUCACGUCCGUUGCGCUCGCGACAACCUCUACUGCAAGUGACUCCUCCAUCCUCGGAUACGUCACCCCAGGCGGAACCAUUCGGACCAUCACACUCGACGGCCAGAGAAUCGAAAACUCACUCGCCGUCAGCGGAAAGACAGUCUACCUUAACACCGGACCCCUCGCGUCGGAGACUAACAGGAGCACCACCGGCCACAUAUUUGCCUUCAGACCGAACGCAAGCGAUGGGAAAAUCACCGCGCUCUGGAAUGAGACAUAUGACGCCGGCACCUCCGCCAAACCAGGCGGCUUCUCGCAGGGCUCGGGGUCUACCCCGUCCCUGGUCGGAGACAAGUACGUUGCCAUCACAGACAAUGCCGACGCGCAAGUGAACCUCUUGAUCUACCGCCAAGUCGCCUCUUCAGCCGGGAGCCUCGCGGAAGGCGAGCUGCCCCUAGUCUGUAGGGUUCCGCUAUUCGAACCCGGCGCCAGCGCGAAUGAGAAUGCCAUGGUCGGGUACUUUGACGGGUCGACGUACAGCGUCAUCGUAAACAACAACUACGGAGCCCCGGAACUGCAGGACCUAGGCGCAUCGGCGGACGUCAACGGCGAGUUCAACGACUUUGCGCCCCUAGCGCCCGGGAUCACGCGGGUGGACAUCACGCCUGAGGGCAAUUGUGAGGUCCGGUGGGCUUUGGCGGUCCGCUCGACAAGCGUUCUUAGUCUCUCGACUGCGAAUGGUCUCGUGUACUCUUACACGCAAGACGAGGAACUUGCUGGCCAGGGAUUGUAUGUAUGGUACUUCACCGCCGUAGACUUCCGGACUGGGGAGGUUGUCUGGCGUAUUCGGGCCGGAGCUGGGGGUACGUAUAACUACAAUGUAGCCCCUACGCAGAUGUCUCCCAAUGGAGGUAUCUACCAAGUUGUUGCGGGAGGAGUUACGUGGUUGAGGGAUGAUUAAGAGGUGGCUGCAGGCGAGAGACUCAAGGCAGAAAGUUAUUCACCUGCAAAGUAGCAAUCAAAGCGUGGCCUCCAUAGCUAUCAACCUGAACACUCACUCAGUAACCUUAAGUCAUACGGUUCAAGCCUUCGUCAGAAGGUCACAUCGUGGAUUCAAGUACUUGACUCUCAGGUGGGUUCUUAGCUACCUACGGCAAUC
Messenger RNA from Colletotrichum scovillei, 2911 nucleotides. RefSeq lists its product as uncharacterized. The coding region runs from base 1133 to 2713 and encodes 526 amino acids. The transcript has 2 exons. Lineage: Eukaryota; Fungi; Ascomycota; Sordariomycetes; Glomerellales; Glomerellaceae. The record is from RefSeq and is a predicted model, not a curated record.